Messenger RNA from Oncorhynchus tshawytscha (Chinook salmon), 1122 nucleotides. Its product is annotated as metabotropic glutamate receptor 4-like. The record is from RefSeq and is a predicted model, not a curated record. Gene Ontology annotation, cellular component: membrane. Lineage: Eukaryota; Metazoa; Chordata; Actinopteri; Salmoniformes; Salmonidae. Gene Ontology annotation, molecular function: adenylate cyclase inhibiting G protein-coupled glutamate receptor activity. Gene Ontology annotation, biological process: regulation of synaptic transmission, glutamatergic; G protein-coupled glutamate receptor signaling pathway. The coding region runs from base 1 to 1122 and encodes 373 amino acids. The transcript is spliced from 3 exons.
AUGUAUCACGUUUCAGGAAUUGCUGGCACUCCAGUGAUCUUCAAUGUGAACGGAGAUGCCCCUGGUCGCUAUGAGAUUUACCAGUACCAGAUGAAACCCAACACCACAGAGUAUAAGAUCAUCGGCCACUGGGCAGACCAGCUCCAUUUAGAUACUAAGGAGAUGUGGUGGCCUGGUGGGACACUCCAGGUACCCCAGUCUAUCUGCAGCCAGCCAUGUUGUCCCGGGGAGAGGAAGAAAACAGUCAAAGGUGUCCCCUGCUGUUGGCACUGUGAGCGCUGUGAUGGCUACCAGUACCAGGCCGACACCUACAGCUGUAAGAUGUGCCGCUUUGACCUGCGGCCCAAUGAGAACCACACGGCCUGUGAAGCCAUCCCCAUCGUCAAGCUGGAGUGGAGUUCCCCUUGGGCUGUCAUCCCUGUACUCAUUGCUGUGCUGGGCAUCAUGGCCACCAUGUUUGUAGUGGGCACCUUCAUCCGCUACAACGAUACGCCCAUCGUGAAGGCGUCAGGGCGCGAACUCAGCUAUGUGCUGCUGACGGGCAUCUUCCUGUGCUACGCCACCACCUUCCUCAUGAUCGCUGCCCCUGACGUUGGCAUCUGCUCCUUGCGACGGAUCUUCCUUGGUCUGGGGAUGAGUAUUAGCUAUGCAGCGCUGCUCACUAAGACCAACCGUAUCUAUCGCAUCUUUGAGCAGGGGAAGAUGUCAGUGAGCACCCCAAGGUUCAUCUCCCCGGCCUCCCAGCUGGUCAUCACCUUCAGCCUGAUCUCAGUUCAGCUCCUGGGGGUGUGUAUCUGGUUUGGUGUGGACCCGUCUCAGGCUAUCAUCGACUAUGAGGACCAACGCACGUCCAACCCGGACAUGGCCCGUGGCGUGCUCAAAUGUGACAUCUCAGACCUUUCUCUGAUCUGCCUGCUGGGCUUCAGCAUGCUGCUCAUGGUCACCUGUACGGUGUAUGCCAUCAAGACCCGGGGGGUGCCAGAGACCUUCAACGAGGCCAAGCCCAUUGGCUUCACCAUGUACACCACCUGUAUCGUGUGGCUAGCCUUCAUACCCAUCUUCUUUGGGACCUCGCAGUCAACAGAAAAGGUAAAUGUUUACUUUGACAAUUUAACUCUAUAA